UUCCUUUCCUUUCCUUUCCUUUCCUUUCUUCAUUUCAGAUUUAGAUAUUGAAACCAAACGCCACAAUCAUCAUUCACCAUUUGCUUAAUCAAACAAAAAACCCUUACACAUAUUACCAAUCUUCUGAUUAACAACUCCCAUCUUCUCCAACUUCUCACAUGCUUCAACGCCACGCCAAAACACCAAAGCCCUUUUCCCUAACAACUCUCCCUUCACCAUAAUAUAUACAUAUACAUAUACAUAUACAUAUACAUAUACAUAUACAUAUACAUACACACGUGUGUUGGGUUUGCUAUAUAAAUCAUGAACAUUCUUGUCUAACCUCCAUUGGGUUCCAAUGGAAGACGACAUGUGCCCGCCAUUGCCCUCCACUCUUUCUUCAACCGCCGAAGCCUCUCCAAACUCGCCCCAACCGGAGAAUCUCUGCAGCCUGCAUUUCGUUUCAAUGUACCACUCCAUUUUCCCUCCAUUGUUAUCAUCAUCCUCUCUUUCAUUCACGCCCUCCUCCUCCUCCUCCUCCUCCUCCGCUGACGACGACUUCAACAACCCCUGCACCGCCGCUCCCACUUCCACGACCGACGAUCUCCUUUUCCAGGCCCGGCUUAUAUUGGAGCACCGUGAGCUUUGUCAACGCCAUGAUCUCUGCCUCCGCCGCCUCCGUCAAGUCACCGACGAUGUAGAUUGUCUUCGACGGGAGAAUGCGCAGCUCCAAUUGGCCAACGCCGAGCUCAUUAAGAUUCUUUCGUCGAAGACGGCGGUUGAUGAUCUCGUUGCGAUUCCGAAUUCCCAUCUCCGAUCUCUGAUUGGAGAAGGGCAAAACGGGGAGGAAGUUGGUUAUGAAAUUAUAAGUCCGACGAGUGUUAUAAGAAAAUACAACAACCAGUUGGAGGGAAGGAACAAUCGCCGCCGGACCUCUCUUCCCAAAAGCAUCUCCGUCCGCUCUGCAGCAGCCUCCGCCGCCGCCGCCGCUCCACUCAACAUCCAAUCGCGGCGGGUGUGUGGUCCGGUGGAGUUGGAGGUGUACAAGCAGGGGAUGGAGAAGACGGAGGUGUGCAAGAAAUGGGAGGAGAGCGGGGGGUGCCCUUACGGGGAGCAUUGCCGAUUUGCCCACGGGGUUGAAGAGCUGCGGCCGGUCAUAAGACACCCACGUUACAAGACACAGAUUUGUCGGAUGGUACUGAGCGGUGAGAAGUGUUGUUAUGGUCACCGCUGCCAUUUUCGCCACUCUCUCACCCACCAGUAGGGGGAAGCUGCUGCUAACUAAUAAGAAUCAACAAACCACCAAUAAUGAAGUUACAACAAAUAAGGGCAAAUUUAUUACUUCGCUUUUUGCGUAGUAUAGUGUACAUAAUAAUGGCCUUAUAUAUUUCCCUUCCUUCUAUUAUUA
Molecule: messenger RNA, 1387 nt
Organism: Cucurbita pepo subsp. pepo (vegetable marrow)
Lineage: Eukaryota; Viridiplantae; Streptophyta; Magnoliopsida; Cucurbitales; Cucurbitaceae
Product: zinc finger CCCH domain-containing protein 14
Molecular function (GO): metal ion binding; mRNA binding
Source: RefSeq, a predicted model, not a curated record